This is a messenger RNA of Phytophthora nicotianae INRA-310, 450 nucleotides long. RefSeq lists its product as hypothetical. The transcript has 5 exons. Gene Ontology annotation, biological process: ubiquitin-dependent protein catabolic process. Bases 1 to 450 code for a protein of 149 amino acids. NCBI's taxonomy places the organism in Eukaryota, Oomycota, Peronosporomycetes, Peronosporales, Peronosporaceae. Gene Ontology annotation, cellular component: cytosol; nucleus; proteasome core complex. The record is from RefSeq and is a predicted model, not a curated record.
AUGCCUGGAGACGGAUACGACCGCCACAUCACCAUCUUCUCGCCCGAGGGGCGGCUGUACCAGAUCGAAUACGCGUUCCGCGCUGCCAAGGAAUCCACGCUCACGUCUGUGGCCGUACGCGGCAAGGACAGCGCCGUAUUCGUGACCCAAAAGAAAGUGCAGGACAAACUGAUCGAGCCCGACUCGGUCACAAAUGUAUUCCAGAUCACGCCCGAAAUUGGCUGCCUGAUGACAGGCCUCUAUGCUGACUCGAAGGCUCAGGUGCAGCGUUUGCGUUACGAGGCUCACGAGUUCGAGAACAAGUUCGGCUACAAAAUUCCCACGCAUCCAUGCGUGCUUUCGGCGUUAUUACGAUGCUCAUCAGCGUGGACGACGAGAAGGGCCCGCAGCUCUUCAAGAUCGACCCUGCCGGCCACUUCUGGGGCUACAAGGCCACGUCUGCUGGUGUGA